UUCUUUCAAAAUAGUAUCAUUUACAAAUCUGUCUAGUAAAUCGAAUCAAACCCACCACACCUUCCCCACUCCGGACUCCUAUAUCCUCACCGGCCUCACCCUUCAAUGGCGGAUUACGAGGCUGUCACCACCACCACCGCUUCCCACCAGCACCACAAUGUAAUACCCAAAGAAACAGCCCUCCAAGCCUUAAACACCAUAAUCCAGCUCCAUUUCGAGAAAACCCUUGAAAAAAAACGAGCAGUAGACCUGCAAAAAAAGGAGCUAUGGAAGCUCUUCCAGAUCUUCUUCCUCUUUUUGGGCCUGGUUUUCCUCGCCCAAUCCCAGUCCUCCCGCCUCCAAUGCCGCCACUGCUGGGUCCCCAUUGGGCUCCUUUCUUUAGCUCACUUAAUCUUCUACGUGUCGGUGGCUCAAACCCUGAGGUGCAUCAAUGGAUUCAAGUACCAGAGACGGUGCCACAAAUUGACUCUUGGGCUGGCCACUGAACGGCUGAGGCAGCUGAAGAUGAGAAUUAGUAGCGGUGGAAAUCCCAAUUAUGUAGAUGAAAUGGGGGAGGAUUUUGAGAUUCAUUAUCAGGAGCCACCGGAGAGUUAUUUUGGUAAGUUUAAGAGGAAUUGGGCUUUGCAUUUUGGGUUUUUGAUCUUGAUUUAUGGGUUCAUGGUGUCUUCUUCUGUUGUUCUUCUUUGCUUCUAAUUUGCCGGAAAUUGAUGUUUUUUCCUCCCUUGUGCCGGGGCGACGGCGGUAGACGGUAUCGGUGGUAUGUGAUCUUUGAUUAGUUUGAUUGUAAUGUGGAUUAAGUGGAUGUGUUAAUUUUGAGAAUAUAACGGCAAUAUUCAUCUAAAUUUUUAUUUAUUUUUACAUUA
This is a messenger RNA of Olea europaea var. sylvestris, 863 nucleotides long. RefSeq lists its product as uncharacterized. The record is from RefSeq and is a predicted model, not a curated record. The transcript has a single exon. The coding region runs from base 106 to 693 and encodes 195 amino acids. NCBI's taxonomy places the organism in Eukaryota, Viridiplantae, Streptophyta, Magnoliopsida, Lamiales, Oleaceae.